Molecule: messenger RNA, 547 nt
Organism: Physella acuta
Lineage: Eukaryota; Metazoa; Mollusca; Gastropoda; Physidae
Product: large ribosomal subunit protein mL41-like
Biological process (GO): translation
Cellular component (GO): mitochondrial large ribosomal subunit
Molecular function (GO): structural constituent of ribosome
Source: RefSeq, a predicted model, not a curated record
UAUGGUCCCUAGUUAGUAAGUCACAAACAUUGAGUAGGCCUAGCAUAAUAUCUCAGAAAUUGUUGUGAAAAUGUUACCGGCGACAAGGGCAAACAUUAUUCUUCUGUUGUUAAAACGAAAUAUUAGUACAAGUACAUGCCUUUGCGGAGCUAAAACACGAAAGCCUUGGGACGAACGGUUUCCUGUAAGAAAAGAAGAUGUUUCACCUGAUAAAAGGGGAGGCAGUAGAAAAAUGGCACAAGUUUUACCAGAAAACAUUGUGGCUCCAACAGGCGUAUACCAUAGAGUAACCAAAAAGUAUAUACAUGUGCCAGAAAUGGUGCCAGAGUUUGUUGUGCCAGACCUUACUGGGUUUGAGCUUAAGCCUUAUGUGUCAUACAAAGCUAAAGAGAUUACUCAGUUACCUUUAUCACCCCAAGACAUUUUCAAUACUGUUUAUGCUGAAGAAAUAAAAAGUAGCUUUGAAAAGGGCGAGCUCAAAAUAGAUGACAAUAACAUUGUAUUAGCUGAUGGAAAGAAAAUAAGCAUUGACCAAUAAAAAACAAAA